AUGCAUCAAAUCAGACGACCAUCCCAGCUGCAUGAUGAAGACGAUGGUUAUAUCCAUGACGAUCAUGAUGCUGACGUCAAUGCCUAUUCUUACUCAACAGCAGCAGCUGCCGACAAGUUACCCAUAGUGGCAGCUUCUCAAUACACAGCCGGACCGAUCCCCGCCCGAUCGCCUUUACGACAGGCAUCCUCGACCGUAGAUCCCCGAACCACCAUGAGCCCUCCCACACGCCGCUCAAGUCUCGGAAUGUUGUUAAGACGUAGCAAGUCAGGCGAGCUCAAGGGCAAGAAGGCCCAGCUCAGAGAACAGGAACUGCAGCGACAGCGUGACGCUUCAGUUCCCAAAUCCCCUCCUCGCCUCCCGGUUCUCUACAACGGCGCACCAGCACCGGAGUUACAGUCCUUUGGCGGCGAGAACCCUCGUCCAGACAGCUUCCAGAUUGUCUCUGGCCAACACUCACUUACCGACAACCAGUCCCUUCUCUCGCGUCCCUCAAUGGAGCCAAGCUCACGCUCCGCGAUUAAUGUUCCCGUUCCGCCGAUUCCCAAUGGCGCCUGGGUCGAUCCCUAUGCUCGCACCGAGAGCAUGACGCAUCGCGGCAGGUACAGCUACGCGAGCAGUGCCAUCAGCUCGGUUAACAACCCGAGGAGAGUUCGAAGACGCAAGGACCCCACGCCUUUCAAUAUUCUAAUCGUAGGUACGCAAGGCUCUGGCAAGACGUCAUUCCUCGAAUUCCUCAAAACCUCGCUCGCCCUACCACCAAAGAAGCGCACCAAGAGUACCAUCGACGGCAGUGAAUUGACGCCCAGAGCUUCUGCCUCGGGCAAUUUCGUUCCUCACUAUCUCGAAACCGAAAUCGAUGGCGAACGCGUCGGUCUGACACUGUGGGACUCGGAGGGCUUUGAGAAGAACGUUGUGGAUCUUCAGCUGCGCGAAAUGUCGGCAUUCCUUGAGAGCAAAUUCGAAGACACUUUCACUGAGGAAAUGAAGGUCAUGCGUUCUCCAGGUGUCCAAGAUACCCACAUUCACGCUGUUUUUCUUGUUCUUGAUCCCGCUCGGCUCGACCGGAACAUUGCUGCCGCCAAAGCUGCGCAAGCUCCUGGCAGCAAGACCCAGGGCAUUCCCGCGCGCAUUGUCGGCAGCCUAGACGAGGACCUGGACCUUCAGGUUCUGCGUACGCUGCAGGGCAAAACCACCGUCAUCCCGGUCAUCUCCAAGGCGGACACCAUCACCACCAAGCACAUGGAUGUGCUCAAGCGGACUGUCUGGGAUAGCCUGAAAAAGUCAGGGCUGGAUCCACUCGAGGCCCUCGGAUUCGAUGACGAUGAUGCUGCGACUCCAGAUUCUAGCAGAAUCGAUGAGGAAGACGAGGAGCCAGCCGAGGACGACGAUGAGGUAGUGAGCGGCCAAAAAUCAACAAACGAAGAUGGCGAAGUCGAUGGCGACCUGUCCAAUCAAGACGGUGACGAUGACGAUGUUGUAGGCGCCAACUCCACUUCGCCGUCGUCGAGGGCAUCCAAGAGGGACUCAAUCCGCCGUAGUCGGACUGCGGAAGAACUCAAGCAGGACGAGCCGCCUUUCAUUCCCAUGUCGAUAAUCAGCCCGGAUAUUUACGAGCCUAGUGUUGUGGGACGCGCUUUCCCAUGGGGAUUUGCAGAUCCCAACAACGAGGAUCACUGCGAUUUUGUCAAGCUCAAGGAGGCUGUGUUUAAUGACUGGCGCGGCGAGUUGCGCGAGGCCAGCAGGGAGCAGUGGUACGAGACGUGGAGGACGAGCAGACUUAAGGAGCGCAAGCUGGCCGGUGGCGGGCCAGUACAGACCGCUCGGAGGUUUGUUGGCCAGUGA
This is a messenger RNA of Pyricularia pennisetigena, 1845 nucleotides long. RefSeq lists its product as uncharacterized. The coding region runs from base 1 to 1845 and encodes 614 amino acids. The record is from RefSeq and is a predicted model, not a curated record. The transcript has 2 exons. Gene Ontology annotation, cellular component: cell division site; cytosol; septin complex. Lineage: Eukaryota; Fungi; Ascomycota; Sordariomycetes; Magnaporthales; Pyriculariaceae. Gene Ontology annotation, molecular function: GTPase activity; molecular adaptor activity; GTP binding. Gene Ontology annotation, biological process: cytoskeleton-dependent cytokinesis.